AUGUCGUCCAACGGACCCAGCUCCGGUCAAGCUUUGGCCAACAUACAGAGGGCAUUCGAGUCUUUCCAGCAGACCGUCAAACACGACGAUGCACGCACUUUCUCAUCAACAGCGCUGCACGAUGUAUGGAGAGCAGCAAAGGAUGUCGAGUCGACCCUGGCUGCGCGGCAGAAGGCUCGGAAUCUGAGCAAAAUCCAGCCAUUUCUGGAUGGACUGGAGCACUACUCAAAGGCUAUCGAAGUGCUGUGCAACGGCACUCCGUACUUACCGUGGAUAUGGCCUCCUAUCAAGCUGUGUCUUAUCAUCGCCAGCGACAGCAUCGACGCAUUCGAGAAACUGAUACAGGCAUAUGCCGACAUUGGAGAAGCCUUGCCGCGCUUCGGCUUGCUCGCUGAUGCCCUAAAAGGCAAUCAAGACUUUCAAAACGUCCUCGCACUGUAUUAUUGCGAUAUCCUCAGCUUCCAUCAGCGUGCGUAUCGUUUGUUCACUCAAAAUGCUUGGCAAAGAUUCUUCAACACAGCAUGGAAAAGAUUCGACAUACACUUCAGCUCUAUCCUUGACGACUUGAAGAAGCAUCGAAACCUAGUAGAUGCAGAGGCGAAUGCUCACAGUAUCGCCUCUAUAAGACAGAUCGCAGCUACGUGCCACGAUUUACGAGAGAAAGCUGCCGAAGAAGCGGCAGCUAGGGAAAAGCAACGUACCGAUAUGCUUCUCCCUUCUGUACUGGCGUGGCUGGACGUUGGCUCUGCGUUGGACGAGGACAAAAUCCAGCGUUCAUCCGAGACCUGUCACCCUGGAAGCUGUUUGUGGUUCCUGAACCACAAUGCAGUAAAGCGUUGCCUUGCGCAAGGGUCGAAAAACAAUAAGCUGUGGAUUCACGGCAAACCUGGUUCAGGCAAGUCCGUGUUGAGCGUACAACUCGCUCAGGACCUCAAAAGUCAGCUGUACUCGACAGUGGUUUUCUACAUGUGUGACUUUCGCAUAGCCGAUCGCAACACUCGCAGCACUAUACUUCGACAUGUUGUGGCCCAAUUGAUUGCACAGCACCCCGAUCUUGCUGCUUUCGUGCAGGAAGAAUAUAUGCUCAAACGACGAGAGCCGUCAGCGACCUGCUUGAAAGAGUUGAUCGCAGCGCUCUCAUCAAACCUCAAGUCCACUCGAAUCAUCAUCGAUGGGCUUGAUGAGAGUCCGAUCAAAGAACACCAGACCUUAUUGAAAGAUCUGUUGUCCAUCGUGGAUGAUGUCUCGAAGACGAGCAAAUGUACACUCAUGCUAUUCAGCAGAGGCAUUCCAACGAUCGAUCGACUUUUGAAGAAGCAACAGCGCAUUAACUUGGAUGGAGAAACAGAAGCAGUCAGGGGAGCAAUUCGCAUGUACGUGAAGCACGAGAUAUCCAAGUUCAUUAAUGAGCAAGACUACCUGAUCUUGACGAGUGUGGACAUUGGAAAUCUCGAAGAGAGCAUCGUUGAGAAAGCGGAUGGAAUGUUUCUGUGGGUCCGCCUUGUACUCGAGAGCUUGGAGAAUAUCCACAGCAUGCACGAGUUGCGAUCCCACGUCGAGCAACUGCCAAAAGGACUCGAAGCAGCAUACGCCCGUGUCCUGCAUCAAUUUGAUACUGAUCUUACAGACGUGAAAAAGACUCAAAUCAAACGCAUAUUUGGCUGGAUUGCGUUCGCUGAGCAACCUUUGACGAUACAAGAAGUUCUCAACGGUGUCGUGUAUAGCACCGAGCCCUAUAGCCUGGACGAAUACACGGCGCUGACGCAGGCUGUCUUGGACCUCGCGAAGCCGCUUGUCGAGAUCACCCCGCAUGGAACUAUCUCAUUCGUACACUUCACCGUUAAAGAAUACGUUCUCCACAAGGACAGUGGCCAGACCGGCCCAUACCUUGAUCGAACACUUGCGUUACGAAACAUCGUCCUUGCUUCGUGCCUCUCACUGUGGGAUAGUCUAGAUCUCGUGGAUCCGGCUGUCAACCAGGCCGAUGCGCUGCUUCGGAUACUAAAGGGACACUUCAGCCUGCAGCCUUACAUCGCCAAGAAUUGGCUGCUGCAUUUCCAACAAUUCUCCAAGUUUGCUUCAGGGGACGAUGGCACGUGCGAUGAUCAGCUCCUAACCGCGCUGUGGCGACUAAUCCAUCGCCAUGCCUUGUUGACGGCUGCACGCAACGUCUCCCCGCCUCCUUUACUGAUUGAACUACGGCGCACAGACUUGUUGCAACGCGUACAAGAAAUUCCCGACUGCUACGUACAGGUCCGAUGGGUCAUGGACGAGUCCUACAUGCCAUCAACAGAUGGACGAGGGCAGCCACAGCAAGAUCCAAACCAUGAUUUCGAUGACGCGACCUCUCUGCAACCUCUAUGCCUUGUCCUUGAGGCAACGCGAGUUCUGACGUCCCAUAUGGAAGACCUCAUGAAGCCUGACGCAGCCUCGAGAUACUCGGGCAUCGAUCCCCAGAUGCUCGAUAGUUUCAGGAACCUCAACGCGCCCAGAGCUCUUACUUGUCGAGUGCCAGAUUGCUCUCGACGCCUUGACAGCUACCCUGAUGAAGCUGCGAGAGAUAUCCAUGAACACACACAUGCUGACAGAUACCUUUGCUCGGAACUGUCCUGCACGUUCAAUUCCGCGAUGGGCUUUGGCUCUGCUAAAGCCUUAGCAGCACAUCGCAAAAGGUUCCAUGGGGAGUCGCUCCCACAUAUACCUGUGUUUCGAAGGACCGGGAUUGCGAGAUCAACCUCUAGUGGCGGAAGACAAGCCGCUUUGAGAGGUGGAGCCCUACAGGUGCAGGUGACUCCAGACUUGCAAGUACAGCACAUGCAGCAAGCAGACGCUGCUCGGCAGCAGGGACGUCAGAAUUCUGUGGUCCAACAAACGGAUCUGCAGUCAAUCCACUCCAACCUGAUGACCCCAGGCUGGCGCCAAGAUGACAACCCCAAAUUGCCUACCGGUCUUGAAAGGGAUCGAUUGCCGGCAUCUUAUUCCGAUCGCCAAAUCUACAUGAGUCCGCCUAAGUUCAGUAAUGGCUUCGCGCCUCCCUCGCGUGCGUCAUUAGUGGAAAGGAGUUUGGAAAGGAGAGACCCAUUUAACCAGGAGUCUGUGCCUCCUAAUAGCGGCCUCGAGGAGUUCGAAGCGAUAGAAAAAUAUCAAUUCCCGGCAUUGUAUCCCGACGACCAGAUUUCCAAUAACGAACGGGCUGACUACAUGAGUCCACCCGAGAUCAAUAUUGACUUCGCGCCUCCCUCGCUGGAAAGGAGCUUGGAAAGGAGAGACCUAUUUGACCAGGAGUCUUUCACUGAAUUGCGUGUGCCUCCUAAUGGCGUUCGUAACAUAGCACAACAAGCACGGUCACAAUCGUAG
Cercospora beticola is the source of this 3357-nucleotide messenger RNA. The record is from RefSeq and is a predicted model, not a curated record. NCBI's taxonomy places the organism in Eukaryota, Fungi, Ascomycota, Dothideomycetes, Mycosphaerellales, Mycosphaerellaceae.